Equus caballus (horse) is the source of this 5350-nucleotide messenger RNA. Lineage: Eukaryota; Metazoa; Chordata; Mammalia; Perissodactyla; Equidae. The record is from RefSeq and is a predicted model, not a curated record.
GGAAGUGGCCCCUGUGCCAUGAUGCUGAUGUCACUCCUUUCAUUUGAUAUUUUUGUACUUCUUUUCCAGUAAAUACUUUACUUUCAUUUCGUACUGCACAUUUAAGCAAAACAGUUGGAGAAUUUUCACAUUAAGCAGGGCUCUAUUAUCAGAGUUCUGAAGUAGGCACAGGCCCCUCCUCCAACUCUAGAAGGAAGAUGUAGGUUGCUAUCCUUAUUGUUUCUUUGUUUCUUUCUUAUUAAAGGAAUGGGUUUUAAACAUCAUUUGAAACCUCUGAACUGCUGGGUACCUGUGUGUUGUGAUUAUAGUCACAUAGAUCAAUUUGGCAUUGGAGAACCACCGACGUUUUGAUAAAUGAAGGUGUAGUUGGUGAUUCCCUCAGCUGAGAUUUCCCUUACUUCAUCCUCAUGUACAUCCUCACCUUCCUUUGAACAUCUUGGGGUCUUUUCCUCCUCAGAACCUAAGCUCAUGGUGGACCCUCUGCAGGAAUGUGCUCAUCUCUCACCCCUGCCCGUGAUUCAAGUCUGUUGAACCAUUUCAUCUUAGAGAACUUUCCCCUUUUACCCAAUUGUUCCUUUUCUUCGUGGAAACGGCCUGCCUGAUACAUAAAUCUUGGUAGACAGCGUGGCUGCAGCCGUCGAGCUGGAAUUCCCUGCAGCUUUGUGAGCCGAGCGUGUUUGGAGUGUGGCGUCCCAGCCUGCAGCCUGCAUCAUGCCAGCUUUGUCAACAGGAUCUGGGAGUGACACAGGUCUGUAUGAGCUGUUGGCUGCUCUGCCAGCCCAGCUGCAGCCACAUGUGGAUAGCCAGGAAGACCUGACCUUCCUCUGGGAUAUGUUUGGUGAAAAAAGCCUGCAUUCACUGGUAAAGAUUCAUGAAAAGUUACACUACUAUGAAAAGCAGAAUCCUGUGCCCAUCCUCCACGGCGCGGCAGCCUUGGCCGAUGACCUGGCUGAAGAGCUUCAGAACAAGCCGUUAAACAGUGAGAUCAGAGAGCUGUUGAAACUACUGUCAAAACCCAAUGUGAAGGCUUUGCUCUCUGUGCACGAUACUGUGGCUCAGAAGAAUUAUGAUCCUGUAUUGCCUCCUAUGCCUGAUGACAUUGACGAUGAGGAAGACUCCGUAAAAAUCAUCCGUCUGGUCAAAAAUAGAGAACCACUGGGAGCUACCAUUAAGAAGGAUGAGCAGACAGGGGCCAUCGUUGUGGCUAGAAUCAUGAGAGGAGGAGCUGCCGACAGAAGUGGUCUUAUUCAUGUUGGUGAUGAACUUAGGGAAGUGAAUGGGAUACCAGUUGAGGAUAAAAGGCCUGAAGAAGUAAUUCAGAUUUUGGCUCAGUCCCUGGGAGCAAUUACAUUUAAGAUUAUACCUAGCAUCAAGGAGGAGACACCAUCGAAAGAAGGCAAGAUGUUUAUCAAAGCCCUCUUUGACUAUGACCCUAAUGAGGAUAAAGCCAUUCCAUGUAAGGAAGCUGGGCUUGCUUUCAAAAAGGGAGAUAUUCUUCAGAUUAUGAGCCAAGAUGAUGCAACGUGGUGGCAAGCGAAGCAUGAAGGCGAUGCCAAUCCCAGAGCAGGCUUGAUCCCUUCAAAGCAUUUCCAGGAAAGGAGAUUGGCUCUGAGACGACCAGAAAUAUUGGUUCAGCCCCUAAAAGUUUCCAACAGGAAAUCAUAUGAGGAAACAGUUGAGUGUGAGGAAAUUAAAGAAGAUGCUGAAUAUGCUGGUAACAACAGUGGAACCUAUCUAGAUGCUGUCUGUGCCACAGCUGGUUUUAGAAGAAGUUUCCGUCUUAGUAGAAAAGAUAAGAAAACAAAUAAAUCCAUGUAUGAAUGCAAGAAGAGUGAUCAGUAUGACACAGCUGAUGUACCCACAUAUGAGGAAGUCACCCCCUAUCGGCGACAAACUCAUGAGAAAUACAGACUUGUUGUGUUGGUUGGUCCUGUAGGAGUAGGUUUGAAUGAACUGAAACGAAAGCUGCUGAUCAGCGACACACAACACUACGGUGUGACAGUGCCCCACACUACGAGAGCAAGAAGAAGCCAGGAGAGCGAUGGUGUUGAAUACAUUUUCAUUUCCAAGCAUUUGUUUGAGACAGAUGUCCAAAAUAACAAGUUUAUUGAAUAUGGUGAAUAUAAAAACAACUACUACGGCACAAGUAUAGACUCGGUUCGGUCUGUCCUGGCGAAAAACAAAGUUUGUUUGUUGGAUGUUCAGCCUCAUACAGUGAAGCAUUUAAGGACGCUGGAAUUUAAGCCGUAUGUGAUAUUUAUAAAGCCCCCAUCAAUAGAGCGUUUGAGGGAGACAAGAAAAAAUGCAAAGAUUAUUUCAAGCAGAGAUGACCAAGGUGCUGCCAAGCCCUUUACAGAAGAAGACUUUCAAGAAAUGAUUAAAUCUGCACAGAUAAUGGAAAGUCAAUAUGGUCAUCUUUUUGACAAAAUUAUAGUAAAUGAUGAUCUCACUGUGGCAUUCAAUGAGCUAAAAACAACUUUUGACAAAUUGGAGACAGACACCCAUUGGGUUCCAGUGAGCUGGUUACAUUCAUAACUAAGGGAAAUUCCCAUAAUCAUUUUUCUUUUGGUAGAGUGCAUGAUUAAAUCAGUUACCGUUUUGGUGGGAGGGUGUUUUAGUCUAUAUCACUGCUAUAGAUGUGCAAUCUUGGUUAAAACUGAUUGUUGGUUUUGUUUGUGUAUUUUUACAGCUUUAUUUCAAACACAAUGUUUGAGUAUAAGAUCCCAAAUCAAAAUUUGCAGAGUACUAUAUUCUGAGCAAAGCUUUGAACCUUCUGGUUGUCUUUAAUAUACAGCUCUAGCUCCGAGAUAAGGUUGAACUUUUUAGAGAGGCGUAGCUAGAGGAUAUAUAUUGGAGUUCAGCGCUUCAGCUGGACUCAGACAUGGUCACUGCCAUCAGGCUCGCAUGUUAGCAGGAGAAGGUGUUAACUUGGCUGCCUUGAGCAGCUCCAGACAGAGGGGACAGCUUUGCUGUUUUUUUUGGUGGGUCAUCAUAGGUUCACCUGGGCUGGCAAUAAGGAGGAGUCUUCCUACUAUUCUAAAAGUACAACCUUUUUCUUACAUAUACACAAUGUAUUCACAGUGUGUACAUUUAAAAAUCUUAAAGGAAUUACUGAAAAUUUUCCUUAGUGACUGGUCUUCAUGUUAUAGCUUGAGAAGGCCAUAUGAAUACAUAUAAUGACUCAACAAAUUUUAAACGUCUAUCUUCCCUUAUUAAAUAUUAUUAUACAUAUAACUAAAAACCUUUCCUUACAGCAUUAACCUUAGUAAGAAUGAUGAUAUCUUGGGGCAAGUAAUAAUUACGAAAGAUAUUUUUAUUUGUAAAUCUUCAGACAACAUUUAUGGAGUCACCAAAAGGGUUUUUUUUUUAGCUGACUUUGGCUUUUCCCCAUAAAUUAUAAGAAUGUGAUUCCUAUUCUAAAAGUAAAUGUUUUACAUGUUACUGAUAUAUACGUUAAAUAAAAUGUGAUCAUUUGUCACAUAUGUGCAAUUGAUCACCAUAUAUUGAAAUUUCACUAACAUGUAUUUUAGAAAACUUUCCAUGUAAUGUUAAUUUAUUUCUUCAUCAUCAAAAGAAUUCUUAACACUGGCUAGAUACCAUCCUAAUCUUCCCAUUUUUAAGGAAUUUUAAGAAAGACUCUUAUAUUGUAGAUAUUUAGAUGGGAUCUCUCAUUUUACUUAGAUACUACUGAUCUUCAGCAAGUAACUUAUAUCGCUCAAAAUGCUAGAAAUGUCCUGCCAUUCUUGCACGCGGUAAGACCCUGCCAAUCCGAAGUCAUUGCAUCUGUGACUUUCAAACAGAAAAAAAAGACUUUUUGUUGAUUUGUAAAGAAAGUUUAGAUGUCAUGUUUAAAAAAAAAAUAGAAUGUAGUAAAAUUUUAUAUAUUUAUGAAAUAUUUGAAAGGCAUAUUUUUUUAAUUAUCAAAUGGGGCUAUUCAUAAGAUAAACUGAUUGUAUGUAAAGAUGUCCUAAUUUAAAAUAGUAGUUUUAUAAGUCAGGGUCAACAUUCCAUGUAAAUAUUUGACCUUAUUUGUACACAGAUAGAUCCGCACGUGUUAUAUGUGCACUGCACAUUUGAUAGCAUUAUCCACUGGAUUUCCUUCAGACCUGUCAAAUUUCAUGUUAGAAACAGAGACAGAGACUACUGGACUGGCCUUGAACACCAAAAUAGCUAGAUAAUUGAUCAGACUAAAUGUUACUUAACAACAUCAUCCAAACAGUGAGUUCCAAGUUUAUUAGCUAAAUAGCAAGCAAUUUAGUUAAAAAAAAAAAAAGUGGGGAAGAGGGCUUCCAAAUCUGAUAUAAAGCCAUCCUUUAACGUUGUGUGGCCGGUCUAAGAAAAGACAAGUCUUCCAUACAGAGUUUGGGUAGAAUAUUCUCCUCUUGAACAUUGACUAAAAUUUCCCAUAAAUCAAGAUUUCCUUUACAAAGAGUAAUGGGAAAUGUAUAAUAAUUUAGGCAAUCAUCUGAAUAAUUUAGGCAGCCCACAUUCUUUGUUCUGAAACACCUACAUCGAUUUUUUUUUAAUUUGCAGAUAAUUGCCUGAAUUCUUUACUAUGGGGUAGAGAUAAUAGUGGAAGGCAAUGGAAACUGAGUCCUUUGUGUUGGUCGUGGUAACGGGGGUAAUAAAAAGAUAACUGUCCAGACCUUUCUCCCUUUUUACAUUAGAGCUGAACAAUAUUCUUAAAAUAAAAGGGGCACUUUGGCAAUUUGAGAAAUCUUUUUUCAGGUAGCAAACAUGGUCUGCAAGUGACAUUUACAUGGCCAUCUUGAUGCUUAGCGAUUUGGUUAAAAUUUAAUAAGGCAGGGCCAACUCCAAGGGCCUGUUGGUCACUGUAGCAAAAGGCCCUUGAUUCUGUACUUUCUGCACCCCCAACCAGCAAGGAGACUCGCACAUGCUCCCCUCACUCUACUAGUUCUUUCACCAGCUGGCACCCAAGACAGAGUGUCAGCCACUAUUGAGAAAAGACGAAUGUUUACAUUUUUUAGGUCCAUAUAUUUAAAAUCCAAGAUCAAGAAGGAAAUUCUAUAUUCCCAUGAUUAACAAAUUAGAGUAGGUUAAAAAUAAGGUGAAGUUGAAAUCUAAUUUUUUACUAUUAUUUUACUUACCAAUAUAGAUGUUCUUGAUAUCCUUAAGGCUGGCAUUCCUGGUAUCACGUAGUGAUUGAAUGUAUCCAAACUGUAAUAAUUUAAAGUUGACAAAUGUGUAAACUUCUCAGAUCUACAAAACUAUGUUAUUAAAAGCUUCCUGAAGAUAUAGAUUUUUAUUAUUUAUUUUCUUUUUGACUAGUAAGGAUUUAUAAAUAAAUGUAAUGGAAAACCUUUGAUCUUAAUAAAGUAUCUUCAAAUUA